AACUUAAAUUUUUUUUGAAAAUGCCAUUUUUACAAUUUUUUUAAAAAAACUUUCAAAACUUCUCUUUCUCCUUCAGAACAUCCGGCCCUUAGAUCCUGGCUUCCGCCGCGCCGCCUCCAUGGCCAGUGCCCGGAGUCUCGCAAAACGGGCUUUUCAGCCCUCACUUCACGGCGUCCCCGAAGGCUACGCCAUCUCAACCGUGGGACCAACAGAAAAAGAAAAAGACCCCUCUCCCUGUUUGACUCCGGUGACGACGAAAAUGGGCUCCAGUGUCGGCUUUCGAAGCAAACAGGUAUCUUCCCCUUUCCCUUUUGUUUUUUGUUGAAAAAGGUUCGCAAAAAAUAAACAAACACAAAUAAUAAUGAGAAAAAUGAACAAGAACACGAAAUAAAGAAACAGUAAAACUUGAGUCAACCUAUUUAAAAGCUUUUUCUCUGCUUUUUCAUUAACAAGUCGUAAAAAAAAUACAGAAGUGGUGUUUGGCUUUUAUAGCAGAUUUGUUUCCAUUUUUCUAUUUUUUUUUUGCUGCUUGCGUGUUUAGUUUCUUCCUGCAGAUGAUUGAUAGGCGACGGUCGACGUGACAGCGGCGGUGGCAGACUUGCGGCGGUGGUGGCUGGUAGGUCAAGGAUCAGAAGACCGCACCUAGGGUUAGGUUUAGUUAUUUGUUUCUGCUGAUAGUGGGCUUGUUGGGCUGAAUUGGGCUAGGUCUAGGUGGGUUGGUAUUUGGGCUUGGUUUUGUAAUUGGGUUCUGAGUUUUGGGCAGUGUUGGGCUUGUUUUGUUUUCUGAUUUGGGUUGUGGUGUAUUGGGUUUUUGGGCCCCGAGCAAAUUUGGGUUGUACAAUGAACUUAAAUCGAAAAGAAAAUUAAAGCCUCAUAUCGCUUGAGACGUAGUGAUUCUAGUGUUAUAAAAUAAUCAAAUUUGUAGUGAUCCAAACUCAAUGACUUAGUUGAGCCUCCCAUGAACGUGGUGACAUCCACCAAAUCUUCCACAAAACCCAAAUGCUAAUAAACUAAUCUUCAAAAAUGUUGCUUUUUUCAGUAAUUUAACCAUUGGAAGACGUAAUUAAGCUAAUAAAUAGAUAUUAAAAAAACACAUUAUUUUCAGCACCUGUGAUUUUUGAGCAAUAAUAUUAUAUAUACUGAUUGUGCUAAAUCAUUGCAAUUACAAUAUUAUGGAGAGCAAGGAAAGUAGCCUGGAAACAUCCACCCCAAAUGUCUCACCUUCUGCUGCAGCAUCUAAUGCAUAUGCGCUAGGUUUAACCCAAUUCCAAGGCUUUUGGAUCCCUUCUUCUCGUGUUCCCACUUCAUCCAUAAUCUCAUUUCAGAAAUAUUUCCAGGCUCUUGAUGAUGAUAUCAUUGUUGCCUCUAAGCCCAAAGCUGGCACCACUUGGCUCAAGGCUUUGGUGUUUACAAUUGUCAACCGUCAUUCUUAUACGCUCUCAAAUAUCCCUUUGAACUCUAGGCAUCAACUCAUGACCAUGACUCCUGCCUCUUCCAGAUGCCAUAUUCUGCCACCCCAAGAUGGAGGAGGUGAAGUUAGAGGUGGUUGUAGUGGCGGAGGUAACAAUGGUAAUGGCAGUGGGGAAGAAGAAGAGGAGGAAAACCCUAAUCUCGAUCUCUCUAAAAUCCCAUCCCCAAGGGUGUUUUCUACUCAUCUCCCGUAUUCAAUGCUAGCCGAUUCCAUCAAACGUUCAAAUUGCCGGAUUGUUUAUAUAACCCGUAAUCCGUUUGAUAUCGUUGACUGUUUUGAGAUUUUUUGCAGAGGUGAAGAAUCGUAUGGACCCUUUUGGGACCAUGCUUUAGGAUACUGGAACAUGAGUGUGGAGAAGCCAUCGAAUAUAUUGUUUAUGAGAUAUGAAGAACUGAAGGAAGAUUCAGUGGCUCAAACAAAGAGAUUGGUUGAAUUAUUAAGAUUUCCUUUCUCCUUGGAAGAAGAAAAAACAGGUGUGGUUAACCAAAUUAUUGAUUUUUGCAGUUUCAACAAUUUGAAAGAUUUGGAGGUCAACAAAACUGGGAAGAUGCCAAGAUCUAUAAUACCUAGUAGAUCUGUCCAUGGUAUGCGGCCUGACCUGACUUGCCGAAAUAUGGGAGGGUUCAGUCAUAAGUUGUUUUUUAGGAGUGGGAAAGUGGGUGAUUAUAUUAAUCAUCUCUCUCCUACUGCUGUGGAACGUUUAAGCAAUGUUUUGAAAGAAAAACUAAGUGAAUCUAGUUUAACUUUCAAUUAA
This is a messenger RNA of Gossypium raimondii (Peruvian cotton), 2225 nucleotides long. RefSeq names its product cytosolic sulfotransferase 15-like. Gene Ontology annotation, cellular component: cytoplasm. The record is from RefSeq and is a predicted model, not a curated record. Bases 1173 to 2225 code for a protein of 350 amino acids. Gene Ontology annotation, molecular function: sulfotransferase activity. Gene Ontology annotation, biological process: sulfation. The transcript has 6 exons. NCBI's taxonomy places the organism in Eukaryota, Viridiplantae, Streptophyta, Magnoliopsida, Malvales, Malvaceae.